This is a messenger RNA of Ustilaginoidea virens, 1824 nucleotides long. RefSeq lists its product as uncharacterized. The transcript has 2 exons. The record is from RefSeq and is a predicted model, not a curated record. The coding region runs from base 1 to 1824 and encodes 607 amino acids. Lineage: Eukaryota; Fungi; Ascomycota; Sordariomycetes; Hypocreales; Clavicipitaceae.
AUGGAUAGCCGGUUUACUACCUCUCGAGACGAUCUGUAUACCCUCCAAAUGGAGGUCAAACAGGUACAAUAUACCCAAAAUAACCACGCUGAGCGGCUUCUGAGGUUGGAGAAGCGAAAUGCAGAGGACUCAGCUCUAAAGUCAGUCUGGAAUUCUCCUUUCCCUGGGGUAUUAGGUGGCACGCCGCAUCAAGGUCCCGUUCAGAUACCCCCUAAUGAUGUGUUUGACGACUUGGACGAGCAGGGGGAGCAGUUGCUGGGCUCACUUCACCUCGGUCCUGCCGAAGAAGAACCUGUGCGUCGUGGUGCGGCUUCUCGAGCUAAUAGUGUCAGGUUCGAUGAGAGUGCCUUGCAUGGCCCCAGCUGGGGCGGUCAGAGUAACAGACAUUCGGGAGACUUUGGACCCAUACGACCAGGAAGCGGUUUGAUGAUGGAACGAUCACUAUCUCACAAGUCCGACGGCAGACAUAGCUCUGCUGGCCACUCUGUUCACUCCCAUCACUCAGUUGCGUCAGGUCGCGCAAGCAGCCUUGGUCUUGAUACAAACUACGCCGCCGGGGAUGAAUCCUCAUCCUCAUUUGAUGUUCCUGGCCCUCCUGUAUCACUAUACGUACUGGGUACGGUGCCAUCGAUUGUCCGCUGUUGGUUGACCACAAACUUUGCCCACGGGACGCUUCUGUACGCGGACAUUUGCACCGGCUCUCAGAAAUCCGUUGUCGAUUCUUCUCUUCUUAAGGAACUAGACCUCGUAGACGAAAUCGAACGAGACAUCAACGGGGUAUACCGAAUCAGGCUGAACGUCUAUCUGGCUGAGGCGGUGGUGACGCGACACGAGAAUCGCAACACCAGCUCCACUGGUGCUGUUCCUUCCAUGACAGCCACGUUUGAGGUGACGGGACUCGAACAAUCGGCGUUGACUGGCGAUGGAAAGGGGAUUCGCAUCUACAUUGGGAGCGAUGCACUAAGAGCGCACUCGGCUGAUGUCCUCUUCUCACAAAACACCAUGGUCCUGUAUGGCAAUGAGCAAGAACGGGUGCGUGUUCCGUUUGUACGACCUGAAGAUGAGAACCUGUUUCGAUAUAUUUGCACGACGAACAUGACACCUGGAAAGCCCAAGCUGAACGCAAACGCGACCCCGUUUGUAUUUGGAGAGGGCCAGUCUGGAAACAGCAUUCAUCCCAAGGUGGCAUCUCCAGCAGCGCAACGCGAGAAAGAAUGCGUGAAUCAACUAGAAUCCUCUGACGAAAUCGCUGCAGAGCCCAACCGAGGUGAGGCCAGGUCGAGAAUUCCUGACCAUGCCGCCGACGACGCUGAUGGCAAUGCCCGAGAUGCGAAUGGCUCGGAGGCCGGGACAUCAGAAGCAUCACGACAGGAACCAUCUAUAUCAGCCGGCAUAUGGGGAUCGUGGCGCCACGGCACAGGAACUGGGCCGGAUGGAACCCAACGUGAAGCUGGCAACUUGGGCGGGUAUCAACCAGCAGGUCGCAGCAGCCGCAACAUGAAGGUACUGAAGCCCUUGAAGUCGAAUUCCAACUCGGCUCGGACUGGCGCGUCAUACGAACCUGCUCUGCCUCCGAAAUCGUCAAACGAUGGGUGGCGUAAAAGCCAAGCGAGCUUGAACGGUGACGGCGUCAGCGUCGUGAAUCGCUGGGAUUUUAAACGUUCCAUCAGUUCUGGUGCAGACGUCAGGUCGCAAAACCCAAACCGGGAGAAUCAAAAGGGCGGAGCGGUCCCUCGAUCAGCGAACCCAGUCGGAGUUGCGUCCGCGUUCUCUUGGAUGACGCCGAUGACAAAGGCAUCUAAAACUCCUGCGCCGGAGGAUUAG